AUGUUUUUAUGUAUUUUAGCCCUUAAAAUAGUAUUGGCGCAAUUAUUCACACCACUAUACAACCAUAAACAGCGUCACAAUCGUCAGAGAGGUUAUUGCGUACUCUUUUCUGUCUAUUUUGGUAUAUGA
This is a messenger RNA of Enterospora canceri, 129 nucleotides long. NCBI's taxonomy places the organism in Eukaryota, Fungi, Microsporidia, Enterocytozoonidae. The record is from the annotation of a GenBank genome assembly.